AUGUUGUCAACAAAUCAUGAACCAUGGCUUAAUAAAUCAAUCAUUUAUCAUUUCAGACCAAUUAACAAUCUUCAAACAAAUAUGUUUAAACUUUCAAUUCUAUUAUUAUUUAUUUCAUUAUUAUUGAUUUUUGUAAAUGCAAACUAUGAUGGUGAAAUUGAUUCAUCUUCUUAUUAUGUUACCAUCAAGAAUUAUGGAAAUGUAAAUUGUACCGAUUCCUAUACAACAUCUAAAACAGAAUCAGGAGUUUGUUUUCAAAGACAAUAUGUUUAUACUUGUAAUAUUGCCAAUGGAACUAUUGAUGAGAUUAUGUAUUUUAAUUUCCCAAUACAAAAAUGUGGUGGUACAUGGAACAGUUACACCUAUCAAUUAGGCCAAUGUGCUGGUGGUUCCAUCUAUGAAUGUGAUAAAUAA
This is a messenger RNA of Cavenderia fasciculata, 414 nucleotides long. RefSeq lists its product as uncharacterized. The record is from RefSeq and is a predicted model, not a curated record. The transcript is spliced from 3 exons. Bases 1 to 414 code for a protein of 137 amino acids. NCBI's taxonomy places the organism in Eukaryota, Evosea, Eumycetozoa, Acytosteliales, Cavenderiaceae.